AGCCCCAGCCCCGCCAGCACCGCUACCUCCGCCAGCAUUGCCACCAUCAGCACCACCUCCACCACCACCACCAACACCACCACCACCACCACCGCCGGCGGCGGCAGCAGCCAUUUCAUCUCCACAGAAACCAGACACAAAAACAUGGCAGAAAUGGAGAAAGAAGGGAGACCUCCGGAAAAUAAAAGGAGCAGGAAACCCGCUCACCCAGUGAAAAGGGAGAUCAAUGAGGAAAUGAAGAACUUUGCAGAAAACACUAUGAAUGAACUCCUUGGCUGGUAUGGCUAUGAUAAGGUUGAACUGAAAGAUGGGGAAGAUAUUGAAUUCAGGAGCUACCCUACAGAUGGAGAGAGCCGGCAGCACAUUUCUGUUCUCAAAGAAAAUUCUUUGCCAAAACCAAAAUUACCUGAGGACAGUGUUAUUUCACCAUACAAUAUAAGCACAGGCUAUUCAGGGCUUGCCACAGGAAAUGGACUCAGCGACUCACCUGCAGGGUCCAAGGAUCAUGGCAAUGUGCCCAUUAUUGUACCUUUAAUCCCUCCACCCUUCAUAAAGCCACCAGCAGAAGAUGAUGUGUCAAAUGUACAAAUAAUGUGUGCCUGGUGCCAGAAAGUGGGAAUCAAGCGCUAUUCCCUGAGUAUGGGAAGUGAGGUGAAAAGCUUCUGCAGCGAGAAGUGCUUUGCGGCCUGCCGACGAGCCUACUUCAAGAGAAAUAAGGCUAGAGAUGAAGAUGGACAUGCUGAAAAUUUUCCCCAGCAGCACUAUGCUAAGGAAACUCCAAGGCUUGCCUUCAAGAAUAACUGCGAACUACUUGUAUGUGACUGGUGUAAGCACAUAAGACACACAAAAGAAUACCUGGAUUUUGGGGACGGGGAAAGAAGGCUUCAGUUCUGCAGUGCAAAAUGUCUCAAUCAAUACAAAAUGGACAUUUUCUACAAAGAGACACAGGCCAAUCUUCCAGCUGGGCUGUGCAGCACAUUACACCCUCCCAUGGAAAAUAAAGCAGAAGGCACGGGGGUGCAGCUGCUCACUCCAGACUCUUGGAAUAUCCCUCUAACAGAUGCUCGGAGGAAGGCCCCCUCCCCGGUGGCUGCAGCUGGCCAAAGCCAGGGCCCUGGCCCAUCGUCGUCCACCACCGUUUCUCCAUCUGACACUGCCAACUGCUCUGUCACUAAAAUCCCCACGCCAGUGCCCAAGUCCAUGCCCAUCAGCGAGACUCCAAACAUCCCUCCGGUCUCAGUCCAGCCACCUGCUAGCAUCGGGCCUCCCCUCGGCGUCCCGCCUCGCAGCCCUCCCAUGGUGAUGACCAACCGCGGCCCGGUGCCACUGCCCAUCUUCAUGGAACAGCAGAUCAUGCAGCAGAUCCGCCCGCCCUUCAUUCGCGGGCCACCGCAUCACGCCUCCAACCCCAACAGCCCCCUGUCCAACCCCAUGCUCCCCGGCAUCGGGCCCCCGCCUGGCGGCCCCAGGAACCUGGGCCCCACGUCCAGCCCCAUGCACCGGCCCAUGCUGUCGCCCCACAUCCAUCCCCCAAGCACCCCGACCAUGCCUGGGAACCCUCCAGGCCUGCUGCCCCCGCCGCCCCCGGGCGCGCCCUUGCCCAGCCUCCCAUUUCCGCCGGUGAGCAUGAUGCCAAAUGGCCCGAUGCCCGUGCCCCAGAUGAUGAAUUUCGGGCUGCCGUCGCUCGCCCCGCUGGUGCCGCCCCCCACCUUGCUCGUGCCAUACCCCGUGAUCGUGCCCCUGCCCGUGCCCAUCCCCAUCCCUAUUCCCAUCCCUCACGUCAAUGAUUCCAAGCCCCCCAACGGGUUCUCCAGCAACGGGGAGAACUUCAUUCCGAGCGCCCCUGGCGACUCCUCAGCGGCGGGCGGCAAGCCAGGCGGACACUCCCUGUCCCCCAGGGACUCCAAGCAGGGCUCGUCCAAGUCUGCGGACUCGCCGCCGGGAUGCUCCGGCCAAGCCCUGAGCCUGGCGCCCGCGCCCGCGGAGCACGGCCGGAGCGAGGUGGUGGACCUGACGCGGCGCGCCGGCAGCCCCCCGGGC
This is a messenger RNA of Suricata suricatta (meerkat), 2040 nucleotides long. It is a transcript of the gene SOBP, whose product is annotated as sine oculis binding protein homolog. The annotation marks the transcript as partial. The record is from RefSeq and is a predicted model, not a curated record. Gene Ontology annotation, cellular component: nucleus. The transcript is spliced from 6 exons. Gene Ontology annotation, biological process: animal organ development. NCBI's taxonomy places the organism in Eukaryota, Metazoa, Chordata, Mammalia, Carnivora, Herpestidae.